AUGGGUCUCUUUUCAAAGAAGAAGGACAAGGGAGGAAAGGAUAGCCCAGCAGCCCAGAACCCAUAUGCUGCGCCUCCAGCAGACAAGGACCCGUAUGCGCAGCCGCCGCCCUCGUACUCCAGCGGUGGUCAGGAAACAUCAUUCCGCCAAGACAAGACGCCAGCAGUGACCGGACCGGGCCAGAGCUACGGACAGCGACCAGGUGGAUACGGUGCUCAGGGAGGAAGCUUUGGCGCGCAAUCAGGCUAUGGAAACGACCGCUACGGCGGAGGUGCACCACAGCGGCCUGGCGGCUAUGGAGGACUUGGAAGAACUGCGUCCAACGACACCAUGAGCACCGAGGCAGGCCGCAACGAGCUGUUCGGCAACGCACCUCAACGCCAACAAGCGCAGCCGCCCCAACAACCUAGCGCCCUCGGACAGAGUGGUGCCUAUGGAAACACCCCGAGCGGCGCAUAUGGUGGUGGUGGUACCUCUGGUGGCUACGGUUCUACACCGGGUGGCUAUGGAACAUACGAAGACCGCCAAUUGACGGCCGAAGAACAAGAAGAGGAAGAUAUCGACGCUACAAAGCAAGAGAUCAAGUUCAUGAAACAACAGGAUGUUGCUAGCACGAGGAAUGCUCUCCGUCUAGCUGAGCAGGCUUUGGAAACCGGUCGAGGAACCCUAGGAACACUAGCAGCGCAAGGAGAGCGCAUUCACAACACUGAGCGCAAUCUUGACCUUGCUUCUAUUCAGAGCGAUAGGGCUAAUGGCCAGACGAAGGAACUGGCUCGUAUCAACGCGAGCAUGUUCUCCAUCGUUCCCAACCCCUUCACAGGAAACUCCAAACGCGAGAAGCAAAUGCAACAGGCCAUGGACCAGCACGCACGCGAUCGCGAUACCCGUGAAGCCACCAACCGUGCCAAAUGGGAGUCUGGAGCUCGCGCAAACGAAGCCCAGCGCCAGCUACAGCAGGGAGGUGGUUCACAGGGCAACAACAAGAGCUCGCUUGCGGCGCGUUCUAAGUUCCAGUUCGAAGCCGAUGAAGAAGACGAUGCUAUGGAGAAUGAGAUCGAUGGCAACUUGGAUGCACUCCACGGCAUGGCUAAGAACCUCAACCACCUCGGCCGCGCAAUGGGCGAGGAGGUUGAUAAGCAAAACGUCCACAUCACACGCAUCACUGGCAAGACGGACCAGGUUGAUGACAAGAUUGCUAGGAACAGACUCAAGUUGGAUCGCAUCCACUAA
Messenger RNA from Alternaria atra, 1230 nucleotides. RefSeq lists its product as uncharacterized. Lineage: Eukaryota; Fungi; Ascomycota; Dothideomycetes; Pleosporales; Pleosporaceae. Gene Ontology annotation, biological process: vesicle fusion; exocytosis. The transcript is spliced from 4 exons. Gene Ontology annotation, cellular component: SNARE complex; plasma membrane. The record is from RefSeq and is a predicted model, not a curated record. Gene Ontology annotation, molecular function: syntaxin binding; SNAP receptor activity. Bases 1 to 1230 code for a protein of 409 amino acids.